AUGGAGACCAGCAGAGGCGGAGAUGUCGAGGAGGGGCGGUCGGGAGAGGCUGCGGCGCCGGAAGACUGGACCGGAUGCAAUUCUUCAGAGUCGGGACUCAUUCAACUGAGCAUCGGCGUGUGCGCGAUGCGGGUCAAAACGCAGAGCAAGCCGAUGCGGGCGAUUUUGAGUCGGCUCGAGCGCGCGAAGGAGUUCCACAUUGUCGUUUUCGACGAACAGAUGAUUCUGGAGGAAGAUAUCACAGCCUGGCCUCGCGUGGACUGCUUAAUUGCCUUCUACUCCACGGGGUUUCCGCUGGACAAGGCGCUUGCGUACGCGAAACGCUUUCGCCCCAUUCUCCUCAACGAUCUCGAGCAACAGAAAAUUAUUCGCGACCGCGUGCAGGUGUAUGAACAGCUCAAGAAGCACGGCAUUCCGCAUCCGCCGUACGUCGUGGUAGACUACGAGCGCGUGAGCCGCGGCGAGGCGCACUUCGAGGAGGGCUACGACUACAUCGUCUUCAACAACAAGCGACUGAAUAAGCCGUUCAUCGAGAAACCGCGUGACGCGGACAAUCACGACAACUGGAUCUACUACCCCAAAAACACGGGCGGAGGCUGCAAGAAACUCUACAGAAAGCAACAAAACAGCAGCAGCUCCUACUGUCCCGACGUUCACCAUGUGCGGAAGGACGGGACGUACAUCUACGAGGAGUUCCUCUCAACUUUCGGCACGGAUGUCAAGGUCUACACAGUGGGGCCACUCUUCGCGCAUGCAGAGGCGCGGAAAAGCCCUAGUGUCGACGGCGUGGUGUGUCGCUCGCCAGACGGCAAGGAAGUUCGCUAUCCAGUGAUACUCACGGAGCAAGAAAAAUGGAUUGCGUACCGCCUCGUGCGCGCGUUCCAACAGAUCAUAUGCGGAUUUGACAUCCUGCGCACCUCCAGCGGCCCGUUCGUGUGCGACGUUAACGGGUUUUCGUUUGUAAAGGGCAACGUGAAGUACUACGAAGACUGCGCGAAUAUUCUUCGACUUUUUUUCAUCAAGAAAAGCAUCGAGCGCUGGAGCGCCUUCGGCCUCCCCCCGCACGUCUCCGCGCUGCCGGCCCUCGAGAGCGCCGCGGCGCCAGCGACGGCCUCGCCUUCGCUUCUGCUGCACUCCGCGGCGUCGGGCGCCUCGCCGCCGCUAGACGCCGUUCUGCAGCAGCUCCUCCGCGCGCGGAACACGUACCGCGUGCUGAGGCAGACGACGCGCGAAGAGGAGAAGAAACGCGAGAGCGAGCGCGGGAAGGUGGCUGCCGCCACGCCCGCAGGGAAGCCUGCAGAGGCGGCGGCGCUCGCUGCGUCGGCUGGUCUUUCCGAGGGCGCCUCUGCAUCCACGCCGGCGGACGCGCGCGUCCCCGGUGGGGCGGAGGCUGCAGCUGACUCUGCGGCGGCGGCGCUGCAGGGCGACAGAGAGAGGCGGGAAGGAGGCGGAGGCGAGGCGUCGCUGCCGCCUGCGCCGGCGCGCGCGCCGCUCACGGCCGCUCAGCCUGCGGCCUCGCCGGUGUCAGGCGCGCGCAGCCCGGCGGCUGGCGCGUCGGUGUCUGGAGCGGCUAGCGACCGCAGGCGAGGCGGCGGCGCGGUAGGUGGAGGCGGAGGCGAGGGGGAGACGCUGGAGGCCUGCGAGCCGAGUCAGGACGGCUGCGUGUCGCCUUCGAUGGCGUCGUCCUUCGCGUUGCACGCGUCGCUGCUGGAGCGCGGCGGCGCCCAGACGCGCGCGGCGAGCAUCAGCCGCUACACGACGGCUGGCGAGUCCAGCGGCGACGAAGACGAGGAGCUGCGGACAGUCGUAGUUGUCAUGCGCCACGGAGACCGCAAGCCGAAACAGAAACUCAAGUUUCAGACCGCCCAAGACCUGAUUCUCGACCUCUUCGAAGACGAAAGGAAUCCACGAAAAGAAAUCAAGCUCAAGAGUCCCGAGGAACUCAGAGACCUCCUUGACCGCAACACCGAGAUCAUCACCUCCCUAGGGCAGGCUCUCUUCGCGGAGAAGAAGAGUCUCGAAGACGAGCAGGCGGCGCUCAAGCCCCCCUCCCUGCUCGAGUCGCCCUUGCCAGGCGCGGCCGCUUCCCCAGCUGGGGAAGCGGCCGCGCCUGCUUCGCAGCAGGACGCUUCUUCUCCUCCUGCCGAGGCGCAGACGAAGGAGGCCGAGGCGACGGAGGCAGAGAGGGCGCGCGAGCGCCAGCGACUGGAGACGGCAGUGGAGCAGCGGCAGAGCGCGAUUGCGAAGCUGCAGAAGGAACUGUCCGUGCACAAGCUGCUGCAGAAAGUGCUUCUGCAGGGAGAUGGUUUCGCCGGAAUCAAUCGAAAGAUUCAACUGAAGCCCGUCGCAUGGGAGGAGCGCGUCUCCGCCUCGCCGCGCGCGGCCGCAGCCGCCGGUGACAGCCGCCGCGGCUCGCGCGGGGAAGAGUCUCCGCCGCAGGCGUCGAGGAGCGUCAGCGCGGCGGAGGUCACGCAGCUGCGCAGCAACACUGCCUCCUCGCUACCCGACUCGCUCUUUUCUUCUUCCUCCUCGUCGCCGCCGUCGCCGCCGCCGCCGGCCGCGGCUGCCGGCGGGGCGGUUGGGCGCGUGACGCGCUGCCUUGUCGUCGCCAAGUGGGGUGGCGAACUGACCGGCAUCGGCAGGAAGCAGGCGGAGGACUUGGGGAAGAAAUUUCGAUACAAACUCUACCCAGGCGACAGCGCAGGACUUCUUCGCCUGCACUCCACCUUCCGCCACGACUUUAAGAUCUACACGAGCGACGAGGGAAGAUGCCAAGUGACUUCCGCUGCCUUCACGAAGGGCUUUCUUGACCUCGAGGGCGAACUUACUCCGAUUCUCGUCGCGCUGGUCAUUCGAAACAACAAGGCGCAUGCGUUGCUCGACGACACCAUUCAGCUGCCGGAGAGAAAAGAGUGCAAAGAAGUCCUUGAUGAGCUGCUCAACUUGAACAUUUCCUUUCGCGACGCAACGGACGACCAACUCGCCCUCGUGGACGCGCUUUUCCGCUAUCCACUCCAGCCUGUCCAACUCGCUUGCCUCAAGGAAGUAGACAACCCCUGGCAAGCGAUGCACGAUGCCUACCAGGGGAUUCAGAGUUUCGUGGCUGCGGUGGAAGUCCCCACGACGCCGGAAGGCGCCUCGAGCCGAACUGCCGCUAGCGAGAAGAAGGGGGAGGCCUCUUCGUCCUCUUCUUCCUCUGCCCCCUCGCCUCCGGCGUCGUCGGCCGCGGGUUCGGGCGGAGGCAAGGAGAAGCUACUCGAACAUCCCUACGCGCAGAAAAUCGCCAACAUCAAACAGCGAUGGACCACGCUGCUCAAAGAUUGGUUCGACCCGCGGACUGGUCUGUUUGACACAUCAAAGAUCGCGGACGUGAUGGACAUGCUUCGCUACGAGUUGAUCCAUCACCGGCACUUGACGCCGCGCGCGCUCGCGCUGGCGGUUGAGACGCAUAACAAGAUGCUGCCGAUUCACACGUUUUCAGGGCCUGCGGAGAGCGGCAUCACAGCUAAGCAGAAGCUGCGCAUCGGCGCACAAAUCGUCGGCAAACUGGUCAAAAAAAUCGUUCGGGACCUCACCUUCUUCCGAAGCGACGGCCGCCCGCGCCUGCCGCUGGAGAGCACGACUUCCUGGUCCGCCUUCACCGACUGGGGUCGCAGCAUGACAGCCGCUGCAGCUGCGGCGCGAUUCGCUCCGCCCCCGGAGACUUCGCCCGCGCCCUCGCCCCUGCCGGCGCCGCCGGCUGCCGCGGCCGCGCCGGCGACCGCCGUCGCCUCCACGAGCGUCUUGCCUCCGUCUGCCGCCGAGGCCUUCGCCUCCGCGCAGAUUGCGCAGCCGCAUGCAGCCUCUCUCGUCUCCGCGGCGGCAGCAUCGUCGCCACCCCCGGCACCUCCCGCGUCCGCCGCGCUGCCGCAUGCGCCUUCGCCGGCCGCCGCGCCGACUGGAGGGGGCGGGGAGACUGUCUCCUUUUUGGGGCUCGGCUCGGGCCCGGCGGUCGCCGCCUCGUCCCCGCCUUCUUCGUUCACGAUGUCGCCGCUGUCGGUCGGCGGCGAGGGCGCGGCGGCGGCGCAGGGCGGCGUGGACAAAACGCGCUGCGUCUCCUCCGCCACGCCAAGCCAUGGCCUCUCUUCGUUCUCCUCCUCGUCGGUCUCGCCUCGCGACGGCGACCGAGACCGAGCCCCGCGGACGCGGGCGAACUCCGCCACUCCCUCCGGCUUCUCUGCGGCGCUCGCCCCCUCGGACUCAGAGCCCCGGCCCCAGCACAGACCUUCAUCUCUCUGCGCCGGUCUCAUGCCUGGCGCGGCGUCCGCGCCACAGCGCGUGCUCUCCGUGGCCUUCGAGCGCCUCCGCGACCGCAUGCUGACUGCACCCGCCGCGCCGGCGUCGCCUCGCGACGCCGGCUCGCUGGUGCUGUCGUCGGCGGCGUCCUCGCCUCCGCGGGCUCGCCCCGAGUCGCCGGCCUCGCCGGCGGGCGAGCCGCGACUUGGUCUUUGCGGCGACGGACUCGUGACGGCCGCCGACUACGCGUACCCGCCUAAGGAGGGCCUCGCGAUGUCUAUUGCGGAGCCCGAGCCGCGCGCCGUGGGGACGGCGUCGCCCGCCGCGUCGGACUAUUUGGAGGCUUUGCCGCGGGCGAAUUCGCUCGCCUGCGGCGACGCGCCGCACUCCCACCUGGCGCUGCAGAAUCUAGGCGACAACGAGCGCUUCCUCCAGUCGCUCUCCCUUGCGAAAAGCGACCUCUUUUUGAAGGACGAGGGGGGCGCGCGAGCCUCGAAAGACGUUCCCGACGCUGUGGCGGCGGCCGCGGACGCCGCCGCGGAGGCGGCGCCCACAGCCAGUGCGCCCUUCCGCGAGCUCGUUCAAGCGAUGUGCGAAGAUGACGAAGACGCGGCGUCGCCUCGUGCGUCAACGGAAGAAAGCUGCCUGCCGGCGGCCCUAUGGGGUCGGUCGGCGUCCUCGACGGACGCCUUUUCGGUGGGCGCCUCCGCAGGCUGCGCGCGAGCAGCGCCCUCGCCGCUGAGCGCAGACGCGCCGUUGGCUGCGGGCUCGGCGUUGCACCUCUUCAGUCUUUCGUACUCCUCGCCGUCGUCGCCCGUCUCUUCGUCGCACCAGCCGAGCAAGCUCGCGGGGGGCGGAGACGCCUCCGCCUCUUCGGCGGCUUCUUCGGGGGCCUCGUCGGCCGCACUCGUGCCGCCGGCAAGCACCUUGGUGCUGCACAGUCGCAUGCCGCGCAGCGCGAGCAGCGCCUGCUUUUCGUUUUCGAAUUCCGCAGGGCGGCCGACGCAGAAGGGAACCAGCAGCGUGCGGGGAAGCAGCACGGGCAGCGGCGCCUCGCGGCUCGGCGGGUCCGCGGCCGCGACACGCGGGCGAAACCUGCAGAAGGGCAACGUGUUGGCGUCCUCGAGUAUAAGCCGAGCGAGCAGCACGCGGCCGUCGGCGUCCUCGGGCUCGCACGGCUCAGCGCUGAAGAAGCCGCGGGGCGAGGAAGGCGCGGCGGGCGGCGAGAGGCUUGACGAGACGCGGAAGUGCAGCUGCGGCUGGAGCAGCGACGCAGGCAAGGUCGCCGGUUUGCCGCUGACUGAAAAGGCCCACUCCCUCGGCUCCUUCAAGAGCUCCGAGCGCGGCACCCCGAUCGGCAGCAAAGGUGCGGCGCUGACCGGCGGCGGCGGCGACGACGGAGAGAAGCGAGGUCGGCUGAGUCUCGCGCGGUCUUGUCUCUGCGCAGAGGGCGAACGCGGGAUCGGCGGCGUCGGCGGACUCGCGGAGAAGGUGGUUAUAAACUCAGACGAGCUCUGGGCGCACCAGAAAAAGACGAAAAAGUCCGACAAGCGAGAGGCGAACGCGCCCAGCGCCCUCGGCCCCCGCAGGGGCUCGGACUUGCACAGCGUCGCAGACACCGAGGCCGGCGGAGACGCGCCGCGGAAGGCCGGCCGCGGCGGCGUCUCCGGGGCGACCAUGAGCUCGUCCCGAGGCAAAGAGCGCGAGGAGAGAGAGGGCGACGGCGAAAAGCGUGAGGGCAGGAGGAAGGACGAAGAGCAGGGGCGAUGCGAAAGCAAGUCUGCGCUGGGCGGCGACGGGCAGACUAAAGACGCAAAGGGAGGCGACCAUCCCGGGCGGGCGGCAAAGGAGGGAGAGAGCGGCGCCGCCGUCGACACAAAGCUGGAGAAACGUGGGAGCUCGGCGACAGAAAGAAGCAAGGCGGGCGAAGACGGCGCUGCGAAGGAGAGGACGGGCGUAGACAAGCCCGGCGAAGAGGGGGACGAGUCGAAGGUAGCGCAGAGAAGAAAGAGCGGCGGACGAGGAGGCGAGGGCGAGGGAGACGAAAACGGGAACGCAGAAGCGAACAAUGCACAAGGAGACAAACAUCGAGAAGAAGAUGACGACGAUGAUCACGAAGACCACGAGGACGACGACCCCCAUGAGCACGAAGUCACUGCGCAGAUCCGUUUGAAGGAGGAGGAGGCGCGUAUGUUUGGCAUUCGUUCGCCGUGGCGGAUUGUGCGGAGUCGGUACUACGUGACGAGUGCGAGCCACGUGCAGGCUCUGCUGAACAUCCUCCUCUUCAGCUACGACGUGAUUUGCGUGGACGGCGUCUGCGCGUCGUGCGCGCGCGGAGGCGCCGACGACGAGGACAAGAGGCACGGGAAAGCGUCGCAGGAGCGCGAGAAGAAACGCGAAGCGAGCGAAGACUCCAAACGCGAGACGAGGCGGGGGCUGCCUGCGGCGAAGCGCGCCGAUACGUCGUCGGGCGAAACGAAAGCAGCAGACGCAUCGGCGCACGCAACCGACGGGGCUGAGGCGGCCGAGAAAGCCGACGCGGACGCCGAAAAAAGCGACAACGCGAGUGAACGUGCGCAGAAGGCCGCCGAGUCGCAGAAGAGGCCUUGCUGCGCGGCGUGCGCGGAGCCUCUCUUGGAUCCAGGCACGAAUAACGAACUGGUGGGCACCUGCGACUUGCACUACCUCUCGCACAUUGUCUUCCGCGUGUGGGAGCGGAAGCGGCACCGGCGUGUGCCUCGCGCGAGUCCGUCGCCGCUGUCUUCCUCCUACUCGCCGUCAGCCUCGGCGUUCCCGUCUUCACCGCUGAGUCUGUCGGGCGCGUCUCCGCAGGCGGGUGCACAGCCGCCAGCCCGCGAAGACCGCAACGAUGAGGACUCGCUCUUCGCGCGGAGCCCGUCCUCCUCGGUUUCGUCGACGGUCGCGGACUCACCCGCGGCGUCUCCAUAUCGGCUCGAGAUCAGCUUUAGCACCGGCGCCAAAGACGGCUUUGGCCGCACCUUCCAGCUCAUCGAGCGAGACGCCCGUAACCAUCAACUCUUCGCCCGCGUCAGAAGCAUGAGCAUGGGCGGUGGCGCGGCGCGCGAGAAGGAGCGCAGCGACGAGGCGGCCUCUGCGGGUCCUGCGGAGACAGCCGGCGGCGCAGACGGCCUGGCGAGCGCGGCACAGGAGGGCGAGCGAUAUCCGAGCGCACAGGGACUCCAGAAGGAGGACGGCGAGACACCUGCGCUGAACGGCGCGGGCGAGCCCGAGAGCGGCGCCCACCUGCCUCAUGCGGCGUCAAGCAAUCCGGCUAGUGGCUCGGUCAAGAAGCUUACCUUUUCUGCCUCGUCAGGGUCGGCGGUCAAGGCGCUCCUGAAGCGCGGAUUGCACGCCGAAGAGGACGAGGACUUCCCCGAGGUCCACGAAACGCCCUUCUACUCCGCCAAGGCUCCUCUCGGCGCAGGAGAGUCUCCCACCACCGCAGGCGCCUCCGUCGCCCCGCCGUCAGCGAGCGCAGCCUCGGCGGCGUGCCAGUGCGCGUGCUGUACUGAGAAGCGCCUUCGCGCCGUGCCGCCGAGCGACCGCGGCGACGCCUCCACCCCGUGUGCGUCUCCUCCAGAGCCGCCGCGGGCUUGCCGCGGGUGCGCGUGCUGUUCGCCGGCGCCCGCCACUGCGGAGACAGCGGGCGCGCUUGAGAGGGGCGCCCAAGAGACAGAAGCCGGGGGGGGGGCGAAGGUGGGCUGCCCUGGGGCUGCUGGGGGGAUGCCGGAGCCCGACGAGCCCGGCGGAGGCGAGGGGGCAGAGCUGCGCGAGGGGGCGGGACGCGAAGAGAAGGCAGCCGAGCGGAAAGACAUCAGCGAAGGAGGCGCGGCGCUCGCCUCGCGCGGCUGCCAGGGCGCCAAGGCCGCGGAGACAGCUGUGCCGCCCUACUGCGAACUGGCGCCGCUCGUCACGCUGGCGCAGAGCUGCGACUUGGAGCGAUUCGAGGCUCUCAUGAACCGAGUGUUGGCGCUUUAUGGCUCGCGCACGCCGACGAAAUUGGGGAAAGACCGCAGUCAGAAUUCAAUCGGCGCGUCCUCAACCGCUUCGUCGUCCUCGGCGUGUGCGUCGUCGUCUUCGCUGCCGUCUUCUUCUCCGUCUUCCGGCGUCGCAGGCGCUUCUGCGAAAGCGUCUGGCUCCUCGGCCUCAAUCCCUGCGUCCCUCUCGCCCGUGACGCCUGGGCAGUCGCCGUCCUAA
This is a messenger RNA of Besnoitia besnoiti, 8493 nucleotides long. RefSeq names its product histidine acid phosphatase superfamily protein. Gene Ontology annotation, molecular function: inositol hexakisphosphate kinase activity; diphosphoinositol pentakisphosphate kinase activity; 5-diphosphoinositol pentakisphosphate 1-kinase activity. Bases 1 to 8493 code for a protein of 2830 amino acids. NCBI's taxonomy places the organism in Eukaryota, Apicomplexa, Conoidasida, Eucoccidiorida, Sarcocystidae. The transcript has 19 exons. The record is from RefSeq and is a predicted model, not a curated record. Gene Ontology annotation, biological process: inositol phosphate biosynthetic process; inositol metabolic process.